Molecule: messenger RNA, 2382 nt
Organism: Lactuca virosa
Lineage: Eukaryota; Viridiplantae; Streptophyta; Magnoliopsida; Asterales; Asteraceae
Source: the annotation of a GenBank genome assembly
AUGUACACUUCAACACAAUACAACAACAACAACAACAACAAUUAUAGGAGAGUUAAUACCAAUACAGACCCAAAUGAUCCUUCCACUCUCAUGAAAGAAGACGGCGUGUCAGUUUGUUCGGAAUUAUGGAUUGAGAGUUUUAGAAACCCUAAUCAAACAAUCACUAAUCUGACUAACUACUUAAGGAGAUUUGAGCUAUGGGUUCUAGCCUAUCAAAAAGUUUGUGCUGAUGAAAUGGGUGCUUACAUGCCUAGAAGUUCAGUACAAAGAUCAGCACUCGAAGAUCUUCUAGCUCUUAGAAAUGCUGUUCUUGAUAACAGAUUCAGAUGGGGUGCUAGGUUAGAGUUUUUCAUAAAAUCCCCCAAAGAUAAAACCGAAUACGAAUCAUUAUCCAAACGAAAAAUUAGGGCUAUUUUAACUACUACACAACCAAGCCCAUUUCAAGAUAGGAUUGUUCAAGAGGUCUUGUUCAUGAUCUUGGAGCCUGUUUUUGAAGCUCGAUUUUCAGAAAAAUCUUACGCAUUUAGACCUGGAAGAACUGCACAUACUGCAUUGAGGGUUAUUAGGAGGAGUUUUGCAGGGUAUUUAUGGUAUAUAAAGGGGGAUUUAAGUACAAUUUUAGAUGGGUUAAAAGUUGGGAUGGUGAUAAGUGCUUUAAUGAGGGAUGUGAGAGAUAAAAUGGUGAUUGAUUUGAUAAAAUCCGCCAUGACUACACCAGUAAUCACAAGCCCACCUGUAGAAAAGAAGAAAACAAAACGAAAAUAUCAAAAAAAGAAAGUCUUAGCAGAAGACGAACCCAAACCCGACCCAUAUUGGUUAGAAUCUUUUUUCGGGUUUGCCCCUGAAGAAGCUGAAAAGGUUCCAACUUGGGGGCAUUGUGGUAUUUUAAGUCCACUUUUAGCUAACAUUUGUUUAGAUGAAUUGGAUCGUUGGAUGGAGGGAAAAAUUCAAGAAUUUUAUCGCCCUUCAAAAAGUGAUGUCAUAUGGAAUAGCCCUGAAGGUGAAGUUGACCAAGGUAACACAUCAUGGCCCGAAUUUGUCCCCACUAGUGGGCCCGAUAAGACCCGAAAAAUCGAUUACAUUCGUUUUGGAGGCCAUUUCUUGAUUGGAGUUAGGGGCCCACGAGCCGAUGCAGCCAUUUUAAGAAAACAAUUAAUCGAAUUUUGUGAUCAGAAAUACAUGUUAAAGCUCGAUAACGAAAGUCUCCCAAUUGAACAUAUAACAAAAGGGAUAAUGUUUCUUGAUCAUGUUUUAUGUAGAAGAGUUGUAUACCCCACUUUAAGGUACACUGCAACAGGUGGAAAAAUCAUAAGUGAAAAGGGAGUUGGGACUUUGUUAUCAGUCACAGCAAGUUUAAAACAAUGUAUUAAACAGUUCAGAAAAUUAGGGUUUUUAAAAGGGGACAGAGAUCCGGACCCACAGCCAUGUUUUAGAAUGUUCCAUGCUACACAAGCGCAUACAAAUGCACAAAUGAACAAGCUUUUGUCUACAAUGGUGGAAUGGUAUAGAUUUGCUGAUAAUCGAAAAAAGAUUGUGAAUUUUUGUUCUUAUAUAAUUCGAGGGUCUCUUGCGAAACUUUAUGCUGCAAAAUAUAAACUUCGUUCACGUGCAAAAGUUUAUAAAAUUGGUGAUAGGACACUUAGGCGUCCAUUAAAGGAGAAAAAAGGGCAAUCACCGGAAUAUAAUAAUUUAUUAAGAAUGGGGCUUGCUGAAAGUAUUGAAGGGUUGCAGUAUACACGAAUGUCUUUGGUGCCUGAAACUGAUUAUAGUCCUUUUCCUGUUGGAUGGAAGCCUGAUCAUGAAAAGGCGUUGAUUGAAUAUAUAAAGUUGGAUGAUCCAAAAACUUUGGAACAAAAUCGUACGAGUUUGAUAGAAGAAGGGCUUAUUUCGCCACAAGAUUAUAUUUCUAUGCUUGUUUGGAAUUAUAAGCGAAGUGCUGCCAUUAACUCGGAGUUGUUGGUGGGGUCGGGAAUAUGUGAGAGAGAGGUAUGUGAUUUACUUGGAGAAAAAGAUUGCUAUAAGGGGAAAGAAGUGGGGACUAAUGUAUUCAUUCUUCAUGAGUUGAAGAUGAUGAUGCCAAACUUAAACCAUCGGUUUCGUGGGCAUGUUGGUCUUAUUGCAACGGUUUUGUUGGGGCCCGUGUGUUGUUGACUUUAGAAAGUCAAAAAGGGUUGAGAUCGUGGUGACCCUGAUGAUGCAAAUGAGCCUCUGCUUGAAGUUGAAGGUGGUGUUGUUUUGGAAGUGAUCAUGAUUCAUAAGAUCCUAGGACCCUAGAAGCCAAGGCAUAGCCUUAAAAUUUGUCCUUUCUACUCGAAACUCAAGCCUUAAAUAAAUUUGUGCAUUUAUUUAUGAUAUUUACGAUUUAAAUGUUUGUUGAUACGG